Porites lobata is the source of this 15146-nucleotide messenger RNA. NCBI's taxonomy places the organism in Eukaryota, Metazoa, Cnidaria, Anthozoa, Scleractinia, Poritidae. The record is from the annotation of a GenBank genome assembly.
GUUAAACUCGUAUCUGGUUUCGCCCCGUACGCUGGUCAAGUCUUCGUUUAUCACGCAGGAACCUGGGGCAUGGUUUGCUCAGACGGCUGGGACAGGAACGAUGCUUUGGUUGUUUGCAAGGAGUUGGGCUUUCCCGGUGUUACCAUGGUAGCAAAUUAUGGGUUUUUUGGUAUCGAGAAAACCAUAAGCAUAGAGCACAUGGGUUGUUAUGGCAAUGAAACAAAGUUGAGCGAAUGUUCAUAUAAUACAACUUCAGAGUGGUCGCCAUGUAGAACUGGAAGGUACAAGGGUGCAGGCGUUAUAUGUGAACCAAGCAACAUCACAGAUCCUAAGGGUAUUUCUACGUUAACUCAAAUCAACUCAGUUAUAGUACCUUAACAUGUCAUUAAUGCCCUGUUCGCACCGCACUUCUUGUUUUAAACUCUUUUUAGGCAACAAAACUUUUUGUUACCUGCUGAUAGCUACUUUGUCUGGUCGCUGAUUUAUUUCGCAAACAUAAACAAUUACUUUUAACAGUAGUUCCUUUAAUUCAUUUGACGUUUCUUGUUGCACGAAAACUUCUGCUCGUCUCGGGUGCGAACCGGGUUUAAAAAGGAAAAAUUGGUGGAAACUAAAUUUUCAAAGUUUUGGCAAAUGCAAAACUCUAUUUCUUGUCAUGGUGCAAACAGCGCAUAACUGAGAAUUUGGCAUUUUCUGUUUUCUCUAGUCCCGCUUUUUGCCUUCCCACCCCUCCAACCCUUUUUUUCUUGGUCGCCCGUCACUCCAAUCUAAUUAUACCCCAACCAUGUUUUUUAGAUGUUCCCCAAAUCAGGCUAACCGGUCCCUCCCACAGAGAAGGAUCAGGGAAUGUUGAAGUAUUUAUAAACCGUCAGUGGGGAAGAAUUUGUGACGAUGCAUGGGACUUAGAAGACGCCCGUGUAGUUUGUCGUGCGCUCGGGUUUCUGGAUGCAGAAUAUGCUACAUGCUGUGGCUGGUACUUUGGACAGGCGUCUGGACAACCGCUCAUGGAUACUGUGGAAUGUACAGGAAAUGAAUCAUCACUGUUUCAUUGUCGCCAUAUGGCAAGUAGUGAGGCAUCGUGCAGUAGGAGGGAUAGUGCUGGAGUCAUAUGCAAACUUAAUAAGCCAAACGGUAAGACAAUCGUUCAUGUGGAAUGUGGGAAAUUGGCGCCAAACGGGGGCGACGUAAAGAGUUUUGAAAGAAAUAUAAUCAUUAUCUGAAAAAUUCAACAGGUUUAUGCUAGGAAUACAGUGCGGCAAAAAAAGUAAUUGAUUUAAAUGCAAAGAUUAGUUUUUAAAAUGACGGUGCCAGCCGAGCUGUCGCCGAGCACAGGCGAGUUUAGGCAACUACGGCCCAAGAAACUUGGAGAGGAAUACAGUUUAUAUUUUGAAAACAAUACCUCUGUAUGCCACUCACUGAUGCAUUGCUUGACCCUUUUCUAUAAAUUACAACGUACAGAGCAUCAAAUGGUAAAAAUUAAGGUUUUCUGGAGGCCCUUUAAGGCCUUCGCGUGAGAUUUUCGCGCGAAGAGUGCAGCCUCUUGCCCUUGAGUCGAGAGUCUGUCCUCAGUCUUACACUUCGUUCUUACCCUCGCUCCAAGAGUUUUGUUUGACCGCUCCCUCGUUCUUGACCUACACAAAAAAAUACGGUCUGUUCUACAGAGAGGGGUAUGCCUUUUGCACUCGGUAGAGAGGAGAAUGUAUGAUUUACAUAGAUUCUAAACCAAUCAUGCCAUCGCAGAGUUAAGGCUCCGCUUUAUUCUUGUUUUACUUGGUCAAUUUUGAGUGUAGGAUGUGCAUUACAACCCAGAUAAUAUAAUAAAAAGAGCUUGGUAAGGCUUCAGUCACUGACACAAGGCAGUCAGAUCGUAAGGUAGCAGUUUAGCAAUUGUUUGGGAUUUUGAGGUGUUGAAUUCUUGUUUUGUCUUCUCAGUUCGUCUGGUGGGAUCUCCGCUUGCGCAUGCGGGUUUUGUCCAAAUCCGCCAGCAUGGUCGCUGGGGAUCGUUCUGUGACUGGUCAUGGGAGCUAACGCAAGGUCACGUGGUUUGCCGUGAAUUAGGAUAUCGGCGGGCCCUGUACACAACUAUUGGUGAAUUAUUUGAACAACAGUUCAGAGGGCCAAUUUGGGUAGAGGAAGCAGUUUGUGAUGGUAACGAGUCUUCAAUCUUUAACUGUGAUUUGAAGUACAUCUGGGACUAUGAAGAUGUUAUGGCAUGCGAUCACAGCCAUAGUGCGGGAGUAAUUUGUGAGUCAAACCACGAUCCUAGAUUGAACGGUAAGCUCAUGGUAGGUUCUUUGUCUUUCAUGAACUAUUUAGUAUUGGCGGCAUAAUAAGAUGUCGGUUAUCAGAUGGGAUUAUAUUAUUAUAAUUCAAAGAGGACAGAGACCGCAAAUUUUUGUCGCUCGAAAUAUCUAAAGUUCGAAACUGUUCAUCCGGGAUGCCUAAAAUGUGUGCAAUUCCACAAUUAGUUUCGACUGCAUUAAAUCUUAUACUAAUUGCAGAACAUUUUAGGAGAAGCCACCCACAAUGUGAGCACAAUUACUGACAAGGUGCAUGCCAGUAGGAAAAAAAUCCACGCCCUCUUAUGUGUUUCACAUAUUUCCCUCUCAUCAUUUCUUAUCAUCUGAAGUUACUUCCUCACCUUGAGAAUAAGCUUUUUUUCCUUCUAGAAACAGCCCUUGUAAGAUUAAAAGGAAGCAAUGUCACACACAUGGGUCGGGUGGAAAUAAAACGGCACGGUUUCUGGCACGCUGUGUGUAGCAUUGGGUUUGAUAUACAUGAUGCUGACGUGGUUUGUCGACAGCUGGGAUUCUCUGAAGCUGUGCUUGAAGUUGCGCAUGGUCAAUUUGGUCUUGGUUCUGGACCCAUGUGGUUAACUAGUAUUCGUUGCCAGGGAAACGAGUCUUCGUUAGACGAAUGCGUGAGUGCUGGCUGGGAACUAGAGCCAAGUUGUAGAGACAAACAUAGCUCCGGGGUAGUGUGCAGAACGCCAGAUAUAAAAAGCGGUAAGAAACGCUCUCUCGCGAUAGACUUAAGACGACUCGACUGGAUUUUUCAGGGGCAAAACCUCCCAAGUUUGAGCAUUAACUACGUCGCCAUUUACAAAGAUUAAGGAAUGAUCACAACAGCUGUAUCGGAUCAUUAAGAUAAAAAUUGGAUAUGAUCAGUUUUGCGUUGACAUCGGAGAUGUCAUAGCAACUUAGCGAUGUCAUUUCCUAUUUUACUUGCUGCCGUUUUUCUAGGCACUGGGCAGCUACUUUAAAAGCCAGCUUGAAAAAUUAAAAGAAAGAAAGGAAAGCAAAUGAAACCCGCUUUACGGACACCCGCUUAAUAAGAACAGUUUUCUUUGCCGCUGAAGGCUUCUCUAAAUUUAACUUGAAAUCUUCAGUUGACAGCAUGUCGGUGUUACCAGGGGUAUAGCACAUACACCGGACAGGAUGAAUAGCAAACGUCAAUUUCAGACUAUUUUGGCACCGAACGAGUUAUUCACAGAACAAACGGUUUUGAUGAAGUAAUAUAUAGAUGAACGAUUAUUGAGUUUUUCAGACGAUUUAGUCCGUGGAAUAAAGGCUUUGUGAAAAGUUAAAGAUGUUUAAUUUGACGAUGCCGAUGUCCUCUUUUAUUUCUUAAGUAUUUGUUCAAAUAAAAGGGUCUUAUAACAGAACCCACAAAAACGGACAUCCCGUUAAUUCGGACUUUUUCUGUGGCUCCUUGACAUUUUAGGUAUUAAUGGGGGUUUGAAUGUAUCCGUAAAUACUGUUGAAGAGGUUUUAUUUCAUUUAAAAAUUCACGCUAUAUGAUUUUGUCCACGGUAUCAACAGUUAAAGCCAGAAUAUACAGUUAAGUAAUAAGUACCCUGUGAAAGUACCAGAGAAGUGGUUUCAUUUGACUGGUAACAACAUAGAGUUUAAUUUAGAGACUCAAAAGUUCUCACUACCUUUCCCAUUCUCCUAAUUGGCUCGGGAUAAGCCAGUGUGGUUAUUGAAGUAACAAAAACUAAGAACAAGGACCACUGGAGUAACAUUAAUAUUAAGAACAAAUCUGCUCUUACUUCGAUUGUUCAAUCAAGAGCUAUUUUUAUCAAGUUGCUAUGUUAACAGCGGUGAAGUUAGAAUUAUUGUUGUGUUUUUGUUUCUUUGGUAGAUGGCAAAGUUCGACUUCGUGGAUCUAGCAGUUCUAACGCUGGAAGAAUAGAAGUAAAGUUUGGAGGUGUAUGGGGCCUCGUAUCCGAGAGAGGCUGGGACAUCAGGGAUGGUCACGUGGUAUGUCGGCAGCUUGGAUACCUUAAGGCAGUGCGCGUGUAUACGCAUUCCAGGUGAAACUGAGAACAUAAAACAACUACAGUCGACUCCCGAUAACUCAAACCCUCGCUAACUCGAACUCCCGCUAACUCGAACUCCCUUUAACUCGAACCAGUUUUCGUUUCCCCUCAGGUCAUUUUCCAUAUAAUUUUACCCUCGAUAAUUAACUCCAACCAUGUUUUGAGCCCUUGAAAGUCGGGAAAAAAGCCUUCUACUGGCGUCCCAAAGCAUUGAAUUUUGGAUUUCCUAAUGACGUGUUGUAGGAGUAUAGUUUACUAGUGGAGGCUGAUGUUGAUUUUUUUGUCACAGGCUAACGUGAAGCAGCUGUUCUUCUCAAAACAGUAAAACGCAUGCUCUAUUUAGGCUAUGUUUUGUCACGUUACGUUCUGAUUUAUAAUCUAGAAGUAUCUUUUAAUUUUCACUUGACAUUUCUUCAAUUAAAUGUGAUUCAAAUGUUCCCUGUGCAGUAAAAACUGUUUUUUACCUUACUCUCGGCUAUUUUCUUCGAACUCCCGAUAACUCGAACUCCCGAUAAGUCGAACCUUUUUUCGAUUUCCCUUGAAGGUUCGAGUUAUCAGGAGUCGACUGUAAUAAAAACUUAAUCUAUUUUUACAACAUGGUUAAGAAACGCGGUUUAAUAAAUGAAUUUAUUAUAUAGCUAAAUCGUGCUUCGGCAAGAUGAAGGGAAUCCUGUGUUCUGACUGGCUAAUAACCAAGCGGCCAUGCAAGAUGGGCCCAUGUUGCCUCGCCUGGAAUGGUUCCGCAAGGACAAGUUUGCUUUUUGGCCAUGAAUAAAUCUUUUAUUGGCCAAGCUCGAUCGGUCAAGAUGGAUUUUUAGCAAAGUUCGUUUUUGGAUUUUUAUGGACCGGGACAUUUUCGAGGUCAAUAAGAACCCUGGCUGGUAAUCGUUGUAAGGUGGAAGAGUUUCUUUAGUACAUAAUCGUCGGAAUUUCAGAAACCAAACAUGAAAUUAAACAACAACAUCUUGAUGGUUACUUUAGGUACGGUUCGGUGAAUCUGAAUAUAUGGCUGAGUGAUCUGCAGUGCAGCGGAGAAGAAAAACGUCUGUUGGAUUGCCCUAGAGAGUUGAACUACGACCUCUACACAUUUGCAAUGCUUAACGCUGGGGUUGAAUGUACAAACGACACCAAUUAUACCAGUGGUAAGUCCUCAUCAAAUGCUAAAAACAUAGUAGUAUUUAAUUCAGAAAAACUCCAACGCCUUUUGUUUUCUGUUUCUAUUUUCGUCGUAUGCGAAAAUUGAGCUAGAUGAAAAAACAUGGAAAGAAUUAACGUGGACUAAAUGUACCGUCGUUCAAAACACAAUUUUAAGGAUGGGACAUCUAGGAAAAGUGCACACGCAAUUGCUUCGACCAAAAAAUUACUUCUUUAUCUGUAUGUGAAACGUCCAAGCCAUUAUUAAUCUAAGAAGGAAAUGGCUGAGUUCCUAAGCGUUCUCUCUGGUCUCUUUGACCGUGUGAACCACCGUCGCGAAGUCUGGUGCGGAGUUCAGGCUCGUUCAUUUCGGUUACGCCUCCGCAAAAAUAGUUUCCAGCUCUAACCGAACAGGAAGGCCUAGGAACUAGGCUGGGCUGUUCCGAUACAGAAUGUUUGAUUUAUCAAAUGCCCCUUUGGCAAGGAGAGCACCAGAGGUCUUAUGUUAGUUGACUGAUUUUCAACAGAAGUGGAAGUUCGCUUGGUCGGUAUGGAAACGCCCAACGCAGGUCACGUGCAAGUUAAGUAUAAUGGUACGUGGGGGACGAUUUGCGCAUGGCGAGGUCUGCUUUAUCAAACAGCGAAAGUUAUAUGCAGGCAGCUUGGUCACAGACCCCCAAUAAAGAACAUCUUCGGGAAUAAAGAAUGCACGGCAACUAAUCGGGGAGCUGAAAGAGUGUGGCUGUCCAGCCUGAACUGUCAGGGAUUUGAAAAUUCUGUCGAUGAGUGUCCUCACAGAGGCUGGGGAAGACUGGACUCGGAGUAUUGUCGAGGAUGUACGCCUCGUUAUUGCAGUGUAUGUUUGAUUUGUCAGCCACAAGACACAAAUAUUACAGGUAUAAAGAAAAAUAAUGUAAUCUAGCUAAACAUCAAGCAUGUCGCUGACAACCGAGUGAUAUUCUUUUCCUCACAAUCACGUUCUUCUUCGUUUUGAAAACGUAAGUUAAAACUUCCUUUUAGUGAUGUCAACAGUUUCUGACCUUGCCAAAAAAAAAUUCUUAGCAGAGUCAUUUCAUGCUGUGGCGAAUGCAAUGUGCCUUAGUUCGAAGAUUAGGUUGAUUGAAAACGUAUUGAACUCGGUGCAUGUGCUGUUCCUUAAAUUUUUUUUAUGGAUAGUUAUGAUCGUGACAGUUCAAAUAGUUUUUGUUUGUUAUUGAUCUUUACACCAACAAAGUUUUGUUUUCACGAACAGACCUCCAUCUUAGACUGGUUGGAUCAAAUCUGUGGUAUGCUGGCCGUGUCGAGGUUAAGUAUGCAGGAGUCUGGGGAGUAAUAUGCCCGCGUCAUAUGAAUGGCUCUGUUUUUAGAGUAAUCUGCCGUCAGCUUGGUUAUGUUGGUGUCAUGGGAGAUGAAAGCUUAUAUACAAGAAGGAGCUUACAACUCUAUGGAGACUCAGAGGGCCCUGUUUGGUUGAGCAAAGUAGACUGCGAUGGAAAUGAAACGUCCUUACCACAAUGUAAGAUUGAGAGUCCGGGAGAAAUUUUGUGGUGCUCCCAUCACGAAGCCUUGGAAAUAAUGUGUCAGCCAAAGAAUUAUACACCACGUGAGUAGCACUGUGCAAGUAAGAAUAAUUAUCAUUCGAAGCAAAUUUUUCUUUUUUUUUCAUUGACCAAGAGCCUAGCACGUGACCUGCAAAUAACUGCCUACAAAUAAUGGUCUGCUCAUGCGCAAAGCCGUCCAACUGUGUUUGGCUGCAAAUAAUAUUCUGCUCAUGCGUAAACGAAACCGUGCUUUUCUCCUUCUUGCGAUCGCUCUUGCGUGAAAACGGCAGAUCUCUUUGCUUCCCAAGGAUAUUCAUUAAAAAAACGAACUCGGAGAUCGAAUAAUAAAACAAUUAUUGAACUCGGUUAUCGCAAAAUAUCGUGAUUUGUCAGUGUCUCGCAGAUCAAUUAUUUGCCGACGCCGAAUAAUUGAUCGGCUCGCCACAGACAAAUCACGAUAUUUUGUUCAACCUCGUCCAAUAAUUGUUAAUUAUUUUACAUUGUACUCACCAUCUGUCUUCUCAUUGGUUAAGAGCUUCUUAGGGUUUAUUUUGGAAACUGGCACAACCUAUUGACUAGCUAGUUAUCUGCCAUCAGAUGACUGACUAAUCUGUAGGUUGCACGCUUAAUGCAUGGUUUCCAAGAACAAUGUCGAACUAUGUUCCAUGCGAUUGUGUGUUUGACGUUAUUUUCUUCAAAACGAUGUUUAACAAAACAGUUACUUGAUUCGAUUUCUUUACUAUCCUCUUAGUAAGUGGCCAGGUAUCAGCCGAGACCAAUACCUCGGCCUUGACCCCCGGGGGGGGGGACUCCCAUAUGAAACAGACGGGGAUGCUCGUCGGAAAUUUUGAAUUUAACCCCUAAAGGAGACCAUCUGGGCGUGGCUCAAGCUUUUUGUGAUCCCUAAAGGAGACCAAUCUGGGCGUGGCUUAAGCAAAUUUUGACCCCUAAAAGAUUCCUCUUAAAAACACACAACUACGACAUGCAAUGAGUUUUAAUGAUAUAAAGACAUAACAAACAAAGUUAAAAAGAAAAUUUGAUUUCUGUUUCUCUUCGCGUAAUUCUGUGUUUCUUCGCGGAACCCUAAACGAGACCUUAGCGCCUUAAAAUAUUGGCGCUUUGCGCGGGACACCCUAAGCGAGACCAAAAUCCAAAAUUUACACCCCUAAGCGAGACGACGAGCAUCCCCGUCUGUUUCAUGUGGGAGUCCCCCCCCCCCGGGCCUUGACCAUUCCGGAUUCAAAAAAGAACAAGAACCUCAUCCAGUAAUUGUUUAUUAGAGUCACGCUUAGGUUCAACUUCGUUUAUGGGAGAACUCGUAGUCCGCCUAGAACCCUGACAAAGUAUAGAUGAGAAAAUACUUAACUUGCCAAGAAUUUAAAAUAUGUGUGUGAAGACGUAAUUCUUGUUUUUUUCCCUGCUGUUACCGUAGCUACACUAAAACACUUGAUAUAUUUUAGUCACAGAACACCACUAAGUCGACGACGGGACAAGUCCAUGUAUAUGUGUAGACGCGACCUAAAUCAGAGGAAAGAUUAUAGGAAAAUUAGAAUAUCCCAAUCAGAAAAAAUGUAUAACUGAUAUUAGCAAUCUCUUAACCUUGACGUAUUCUGAUUUAUUUAGCAUAUCCGAUCCGUUUGGCUGGAUCAUCAGUAGCACAUGCUGGUCGACUGGAAGUUCUAUAUAAUGGAACUUGGGGUACAGUGUGUGGUGGUGUGUACGAUUGGAGUGUUAGAACUGCAAAUGCCUUGGUUUCCUGUAGGCAGCUUGGGUUUGGAUUACCUAUAAGGUCAGUACAACAGUCAAAAUGAGACUAUAUUCCACAAAUAUUGACUGUUUUGUUAGAGAUUCUUCGCGUUUACAUUUGACCUUUGUGGCCUUUUGUCCGUUGUCUGUCAUUCUGUCAUUCGUAAACAAUAGCUAAAACAAUGCAACUACUCCGUCGACCAAUCAGCGCUUCUGACCGGAUUCCGGACAGAUUUUACGUCAUCAGUAUGGAAUUUCUUUCGCUGAGUCGCAGACGUUUCUCCGCGCGAAACAUCUGCAGCGGCCAAGAGCGGGGAGAAACGGAUGUUUUAGCAGGCUAGCGAAUUAGCGACAGAAGUUCCAUACUGAUAACGUACAAUUUGUCCGGAAUCCGGUCAUAAGUGUUGAUUGGUCGACGGAGUAGUUACAUUGUUUUAACUGUUGUUUGCGAAUGACAGACAGAAGACAAAAGGCUGCAAAAGUCAAAUAUAAACGCGAUAAAUCUAUAACAAAACAGUCAAUAUUUGUGGAAUAUAUUCUUCUCUAGAAUGCAGCAUUUGAGAUUUGCUGCAGCUCGUUCGCAGAUGAACAUAACACUUUACCAAAAUCGACCAGGAGAAACGUAAAAUUGAACAAAUUUGCAUUUCGAGCCUAUGACUACCGGAUUUAUUAUGUAAACAUUGAUUUACCUCAUCACUAUGGAAUUUCUGUCGCUGAGGCGCAGACGUUCCUCCUCGCGAAACAUCCUCAACGGUGAGCAGCGAGGAGAAACGGCUGUUUUCGCAGGAGGCAAGCUGGACAUUAGCCAAGUUUUUUGGGAAAGAGCCAAGGCCAGCCAUCUAAACCAAAAUAGCUUCGUCAAUAAAGUAUGGCCAAAAAAAACAUUUUCGCUUGCGGGACGGACGCAGGAAUUCCAGGAUUCACUUCAUCUAGCCUGCUAGCGGAUUCAAUCAUAUCGUUAGAAUACAUAUUAACGAUGGAUCGGUCGUCGGAGGUUAGUGGUUGAGAUGGGUACUGACUGGUUGGGCGAAUAUUUUUGCAUAUCAGACUGGGACUGUAAAUGUCGAUCAAAUUAAACGACGAAAAAACUUUUAAAGUAGACGAUGGCAGGGUAAGGCGGCUGAAUCCGGCAUUUUACGAUUUAUUGAAGGCAUUUAUUUCUGAUUUCUAUACUUAUUUUUACAUACAGAUCAACUACCAGCUGGCUAGCCCCCAAAUUUUCAAACUGUCCGUCAAGUACCCACGCCACAGGGGCCAUUUGGUUGUCCAAUGUCCGGUGCAAAGGAACUGAAAGCUCAUUGGACCAAUGUUCCAGUCUUGGAUGGGGUAAAGCGAAGAAACAUUGUGAUCACGUCUCAGAUGUAUGCCUUGUCUGCGAUAACUCACAAUAUCAUAAUAUGGGUGAGUUUUUUAAGUUAUCUUACCGCUAUCGUCCUAUAAACAACACAUUAAGUACAAUCUAAUCCUGUGUCAAAAUUCUAAAAGUUCAAAUUCGACAAAAUUUUCUCAUUUGGUGGCUGCUUUCACUGUUAACGGACAAUAUUUUGGCUUUAUAUAGCCAGAGAAAACAAACAUUUUUUGACGCCACCGCUGGUUUCCCCGCGAAAUUUCAUACUGAUGUCCUGUCAAAAUAUGGGUGGUGAUUCUGAUUGGUCGAAAAAAGCAGAAUAUUUGGUUGAAAAAGCAGAAUAUUUUAAGUGUACAGCAAAUAACAACUUUCAACGUUCAGCUCCAGCCCAGGAGAGUUAAAAAAGUUACCUAUCCCAUUUUUAAAUUGUCGCUCUAUAGAAAUAAUGGUCCGUUUAAGUGGUUCUGAGGUACCUCAUGCUGGCCGCGUAAAAGUACGUUAUCAAGGAGUCUGGGGAACUUUAUGUGCAUCUGCAUGGAAAACAGAGACCGCUGAAGUAUUGUGCCGGCAGCUCGGAUACAAAGGCGUUGAACUAGAUUUUACUAUGCACAAUAAAUACUGGUACCUACCACUGGACAUAUAUGACGCCGUUCGAGGACCAGUGUGGUUUAAUGGUGAUGGAUGUAAUGGAAGGGAAAGGACUCUGUCCGAAUGUCAGUUACGUCAGGAACCGCAUUGUGGCCAAGAUGAUCCUCAACUAAUCUGCAAGGUUGAGAAUUCUUCUGUUGACGGUGAGUGAUUUGAUUCAAACACAUCCCUAGAAAGACGUGUCACUGCAAGUGCUUAUCACAUGGCCUGUCGCAUUAGCCUCUGACGCUUUUCACAAGCAGCACCCCCUUGAAACUUGCAGCGCGUUGUAACUGCUCAUGCAAAGAGUAAUUUUAACAUGAAUCAGUCUUCAUCUGUGUUAAAAAUAGAAAGAAAAAAAUAUUAGUUGUGAAAUAUGUUCUCUCUGAUUUUUUCUUACUGCCUUUAGCGUCAGGUUGGGCUUAGGGCUGCUCCCUAAUGCAUUGAAUAUAAAAGCCACUAAUACUUCACUAAUGUGGCUGAGUUAAGAAUUGCGUAUAGCAUAUUUUCUUACAACUUUAGUAUGUGUUUUCUCUAACCAGCGUAAAUACUGGCGUGUAUUAUUCCCUCUUGAGCUCAAUUUGGGCUACCACACUUCUAAGCCCUGUAAACUUCUCUUGAAAUAUAAGCACCGUUUCUCUUUCAACAGUUUUUCCAGUUAGGCUAGAAGGGAGCAAUCCAAGGGAGGGCCGCGUGGAGGUCUUCUUUGGUGGCCUUUGGGGCACAGUAGGAAGUGCAAAAUGGGACUUUAAAGAUGCUUUGGUACUGUGUCGUCAACUUCGAUUCAGCCAUGUCCAAAACACAUACACCAAGAAGUUUAGAGGAAGUACACGAGUGUUUUGGUUUGGUGAUUUUGAAUGUCAGGGGAGUGAGGCAACAUUAGGCCAGUGCAGACACAGGUUAAUCGCAAGAGCCUUCUUCGAUGAUGAUGAACCCUUUGAUGUGUAUGUACGCUGUAGCAAUGGCACAGAGACUGAAACAGGUAAAUCAAUUCUAGAAAACUGUGCCCAGUUGUUCAAAAGGUGAAUAAAGCGCCCAUCUAACGGAUGAACCUCUAAAAAUUGGAUUCGGGGGGAUUUUCACUGGCACGUAUUUUUUACCUUCGUUCGGCGUGUAAUUUAGGCGCGUAAAUAAAAUAGCGGCGAUGUAUGAAAGGCCACGCGUAAACGUGCAAGUUGAGCGAGUUUCAACUUUUACGUUUACGCGCGACCUUCCUUACAUUAGGGAGCUUAAGCAACGGUGUUUUUGAGCAACGGACGUCAACCGGAAGUGGACGUUUUGCGUCAUUGGGCAGUGGUUUGGUUGAAACUCUCUGGUAAAUCGUCUUUAUAAGAGAAAAGAAACUUAGCAAUACAAAUUUGUUAGCGCCAAGGUAGAUAAAAAGGGAGAAGGCCUCACUUCCGGUUGACGUGCGUCGCUCAAAAACGUCUUUGCUUAAGCUCCCUAUAUUUCAUUCACGCGCAAAAAAUUAACGUGCGUACGGACGUAAAAAUUACGAUUAAUUAGAUUAGUUCAAAUUCACCAAAACUCAAUUGGUCUAUUUAAUUACGUUUAUCCACAGCGUUGCGAUUUUUUCGAUUAAAAACGCUAUCGAAAUGUAAUUGGAACAGCUGGGUCAGGAAGUUUUAAUACAUUAUCUCAUGAGUGUAAUGGAAUAAUAUUGAAUCGACAUGUUUAGCUACUGUAGGAAGACUUCGACAGAAAGUAUGAUUGAUGUGACCUUCUUUUAUGUACAGGGUCAGUUACCAUCCGGCUUGACAGUGUUGCAGUUUUUAUUACAUUCGUUUGCUUUCGUAAAUAGGAUAGGACUUGUCGAGGGAGUUAAAUCACUCCGCAACGGAUGGUUUUAACUACCACUCUUGACACAGCUGUCAUUGCUGCUCAUUGCUAGAGAUCCUACCGUGUCCUGAUUGGAUGAGUUGUUAUUUUUGGCGCAAAACAUGAAUCCACAUAUAGCCAAAGUCUAAUACAGUUGUGAAACCGGCCUUAUCGAAGAGAUAACUGCUCCAGGGUCAUGGGCUCUUGCUAAUGGGGAAUAUAGAAUCUUCUUUUUCAACAUUAUGUAUCUUCGUUCUUUUUCGUUUUUAUUAAUGCUGACAGUCGUCAACUCUCCAAGGCUCACCUCAUUAGCGACGUCCAUGGCUUCGCUCACCACUCAUUUGCCAGUUUUAUCUACGAACACUCCAAGGAAUUCUUCCUCGACAGCGUCUGUGGCCGCAACUACUAUUUAUCCCACAAUUUCAUCUUCGACAACGGCGACAAACACAUGGAAGCUUGCUCCCACUAGCACUUCUAUUGCUCAAGGAUCGCAGCUUCUAUCGACACCAGCAACAGAGAGUUCUCCGAUUUUGUGUCCGAACCAACCUUGUCAGAAUGGGGGAACUUGUGAAAAGACGACCUGUCGCUGUUCCGAAAAAUUUGCUGGCGUUUAUUGUGAAGUUUACGUUGGUAAGUAGAACACUUCAAUGGACCAGUUUGUGCUGGUAAUAAAAUUUGCGGCUGAAUUUCGAUCUAAGCUAGAAAAACAUUAAAAAAUUGCGACUUGACAAGGGUCAGGAUAAACAUAGCUGCACUAAAGUCCCUAGUGUAAUGCCGCUUUAGCUUCGUAGGGAAAUUUUUCCCUAAUAUUUUCCCACCCAGCAUACCCACUAUAAUUCAUAUAGCAAAUAGAUGGAAUAAAUGAACAGACAAACAAAUGAAUGAAUAAAUAAAUAAAUACCAAGGAUAGAAUUAAAGUGAAAAUUGACCUUGAUAUAAUAGAUGUUGAAUAAACUUACACCUCUGUAAUAUUGUAGGUGAAAAUGCUGUUUCCAUGGUAUUGAAAAUGAUUCUGGAUCAAGUAAGUCCGACUCUCUCCUUGUUCAUAGUACAUUGAAUAGGAAGGAAAUGCCAUAUAUCAGUUUACGGAUGUGAUCAGUCUAUGAUCAGGGUAUAUGUUGCGUACACUGGUAGAGCCGUAUCCACACGGAAAUUUUUUCAGGGCUUUGCAUAUUAUGUUUCGUAUGGGUUUCGUAUAAGUUUACAUGGUUAUGUUGUCAGUAAGUCAGUUUUCCUUUGAUGCAUAGCUCAAUUGUACCUCAAAAUCGUGUCUUGCAUCCUGGUUACUGGUCGUCGUAAGUUGCUUCUGUAGACUUUCAUCGGACGCCAUUUUUUCUUCAUACCCCUGAUUUCGUAUUGUCUAAAGUCACAGCACUCAACGUACUGCAGUGGGAAAAAGGCCUUUCUAGGCGUAGCAAAGAGCCUAGAAGUGACCCAGCUUCGUGUUCCCCGGCGUGAGCGCCAUUUUGGAAAAUAGGAUGACGUCAUCAUACAUAUCCAGUUCUGGUUGUGGCCCGGACUGGAACCAAAUGAAUUCUCCUUUCGUCUGUGAGCGCGUCAUCAUCAGUUACACAAGCUGUUCUGUAAGGUCUCUAGCCUGUAAAAAGACGUUUUCUUUUCUUUUCGAAAAUUGAAGAGCGAGCGCGCGCGGUUUUUUUUUCAUACGCGCACUCGACGAUCUCUUGAUUAAGUGAAAAUAGAGGGUCUGUGAAAAGGCUAUAAGUUCUCCUUUAAACCAAUUGUUUUAACUUUGUUUUUUCAGUGGAAUGCUUCCGAGUUCAAAGGAACUCUAGCUGCUGUUUUAACAAACCAUUGUAGCCUGAACCUAUGUUUGGAGGACAACGUGUAAGUCGAUAUUUUAAAUGCUCUUUGUUAAAGAUUAUUGACUCAUUAUCAAUCGUAGACAAAUGUCUUGGGAGAAAUUUGCAUUUGCUGCGCUUUUUUAAAUCACACUUGCCCAACCCUUUCUGCAACCCCACAAACAACGUCAGGACGGGUGUAUCCAGAAUUUUAACCCUUAAGUUUCAACGUUGUAUAAGAUGUGGGGAGAGGAUCUGCAAAGUAUUUCCCAAAAGGUAACAAUAUUUCGGUCCGUAGAACACCAAAGAAAUUGCAGGUAAUUAUGAAAUCGCAGUGUCCCCCCCCCCCAAAAAAACGCGCAAUUGCUUAAUAAACCAUUCUACUUCUUUCUUCCAUCAGAAAUCCAGAUACACAAAGCCAAAAAAAGGCUCUGACUUUUCAGCGUGAUGAUAUCAUCAUACUUCAGGGAUACCCAAAGACUUGGAAGGACAUGGAACUCUUAAGUGUAAAACUGGUCGUUAAAAUGCCAACGGAUGCUAACAAUAGCAUAAUACCUCGCGAAAUUAUGAAGCAGCUACUGAUAAAGGUGGCACCUGAAAUUGAACAACAAAUGGGGAUCAGCAUCGUUUUUAUUGGCGAGAAGGAAAUCAUUUCAGCAUCACCCGAUGCUUCUGGUCGCAACUCAGAUAAAUCGCGGAAGUCUUCCUCGACUCAUAGAUCAGUUUUGAUAGCUCUUGCGGUCGUUGUUGGCUUAGUGUGCUUGGUUGCCAUAGCCACGAUUGCUUGGUAUCGUCGUAAAAAGAAAAGGUAG